GUACGGUAGUACCAAAUUCGCGCCCAGUAUAGAAAACCCUCCUCAGGAAAGCUGCAUGAUUUUGCAGCUCCCAGCAAUGGCGGAGAAAGGGGGAAAGCGAUUCUCAGCACUGGCUGGGAAGAAAGUCACCGUUUCGAAAUCGACCGCGAAAAAGAACGUGCCAUUGAAAGGCAAGGAUGAUUCAUCGUCAAAGAAGGGAAGAAAGAAAGUUCAUUUCGAAUUGUCAGAUUCUGAAGAUUCAGAAGACAUAGACGUCAACAUGCCUGUGAAGUCUGCUGAGAAGGGGAAGGGGUCAUCUGGAACCCCCAUUGCCAAGGGAGACUGGGCCAAAGGAGGAAAAGAUGAUAGGAUGGGGAAGGCUGGGGGAAAGAGCAGUGGGGCACGAGAACCGGUUGUAAAAGUCAGUAUAGCUGAAGUAGAACUGAAAAUUGAAGAGGAACUUCCAAAGAAUGCAAAAUGUCUAAUGGACUGUGAGGCAGCACUCGUUUUGCAAGGAAUUGAGGAGAGCCUGUCAAUAUUGUCAGCGGAUCCAGCAGUCAAGAUCCCAGAAUCAUUUUUCAAAGGAUUGCAGUAUGCCAAAACUGGCAGCCAUUAUACAAGUCCCGAGGCUGCAAGACAAGUCUUAUCAUUUAGAACGCUGAAAAGGAACAAGGUCACUGAUGGCGAGAUAUGCAUGAUUGGAAACAUUUGCCCGGAAACAGUUGAUGAGGUUUUCGCCCUUGUGCCAUCCUUAAAGGCUAACAGGCAGAAGAAUGAAGGACCAAUCAAAGACGCGUUAUACAACUUGGCAAAACACAAACAAUCCAAGUGAAGACCCGCCUCAUGGCAUGUACAGAUCCGUGGUAAGUAGUCCUUUGAAAUAUGGGAAUCUUCUCUUGCCUUUUGUAGUUGACAUAGUAUUUCCAGUUUAAUGACGGAAGGCACUUUUGCAUGUUGAA
This is a messenger RNA of Magnolia sinica, 938 nucleotides long. RefSeq names its product DNA-directed RNA polymerases IV and V subunit 4-like. Gene Ontology annotation, molecular function: nucleotide binding. The coding region runs from base 56 to 811 and encodes 251 amino acids. Gene Ontology annotation, cellular component: RNA polymerase complex. Lineage: Eukaryota; Viridiplantae; Streptophyta; Magnoliopsida; Magnoliales; Magnoliaceae. Gene Ontology annotation, biological process: DNA-templated transcription initiation. The transcript has 9 exons. The record is from RefSeq and is a predicted model, not a curated record.